AUGCUAUUCGCAUCCAACAUCAGCAAAGCCUAUUCCGAGCGGACCCUGUUCAGCGGGUUGAGCCUGUCGAUGGCUGCGGGCGACCGCAUCGCCCUGAUCGGGGCCAACGGCUCCGGCAAGACGACGCUGCUGGACAUCCUCGCCGGCGAUACUCUGCCGGAUGCGGGCGCAAUCUCCGGGCGGCGCAACACCACGGUAGGAUACCUGAAGCAGGAACCGCCGCCGUUCGCGGGCCGGUCACUGCUCGAGGAGGUGCUGACCGCCAACCUGGAAGUGGUCGCUCUGUCCGAUCGGAUUGCCGCGGCCAGGGAAGACCUGUCAGCGACCACCGACCCGGCGGAACAGCGCGAUCUGAUGGAUCUCCUGUCGCGGCUCGAUGUGGAGCUGGAGGCCGCCGGGGGAGCCGACCGCGACCAUGAGGCGAAGGCGAUCCUGUCCGGCCUGGGUUUCAAGGAGCAUGAUUUCUCCCGCGUCAUGGGCGAGUUCAGCGGGGGCUGGAUCAUGCGGGCCGAGCUGGCCCGGUUGUUGUUCCGAAACCCGGACCUGCUGUUGCUGGACGAGCCGACGAACCAUCUGGAUCUCGAAGCCAACCUGUGGUUCGAGAAGUACCUGGCCUCUUUUCCCGGCGGAGUGGUCAUAACUUCCCACGACCGCGCCUUCCUGAACCAGGUUGCCAACCGGAUUCUCGCCAUCGAGCCGGCAGAGGUGGUGAACCACCGCGGGAACUACGACGACUACCUGGUUGCCCGGGAACGCGCGCUGGAAAUCAAACAGGCCGCCGCUGCCCGCCAGGAACGCGAGAUGCAGAGGCAGAUGCGCUUUGUCGAGCGGUUCCGCUACAAGGCAACCAAGGCCAGGCAGGUGCAGAGCCGGCUGAAACGGCUGGAACAGGUUGAGAUCAUCGAACUGCCUCGGGCGACCCGGAGGAUCAACUACUCGUUCCCCGAGCCGCCACGGAGCGGCACCGACAUCAUCAGGCUGGACAACGUAGCCAAAUCCUACGGCGACAACGUGGUAUAUCGCGGUUUGAACCUGACGCUGGAACGUGGGGAUCGCAUUGCGCUGGUUGGGCCGAAUGGGGCCGGCAAGACGACGCUGCUGAAGAUCCUCGCCGGCGCGCUGGCCGUUGACCAUGGGGAACGCCGGCUCGGUCAUAACGUGAUCACCGCCUACUAUGCCCAGCAUGUGCUGGACCUGCUCAGCGCCGACAAUACCGCCCUUGCGGAGUUGCAGGAGGCCGCGCCGUCGGAAUCGGAGCAGAACCUGAGAACCACCCUGGGCGGCUUUCUGUUCAGCGGCGACGACAUUCUCAAGCCGGUAUCCGUGCUGUCCGGCGGUGAAAAGGCGCGGGUGGCUCUGGCCAAGCUGCUGCUGCAACCCAGCAAUUUUCUGCUGAUGGACGAGCCGACCAACCACCUGGACAUAGCGUCCCGGGAGAUCCUGGCCGACGCUCUAGGCGAUUACCACGGGUCCAUCUGCCUGGUGACUCACGACCGCACCCUGAUCCGGCAGGUGGCCAACAAGAUAAUUGAGAUUGACGGAGGACUGCCCCGGGUCUUUCCCGGCGACUAUGACGGCUAUCUGUAUCGCAAGCAGCAGGAGGCGGAAGCGCGACCCGCUCCCGCAGCUGCCACGGACAAUACACUGGUCACCGCGGAAAACGCCCCUACUACCACGCGACGGUCGCGGAGACCCCUCACCGUCAAAGAGGAAGAGGAGCGAUCCCUGGGUCGGCGGGCCCGGCAGCUGGCGACCCGCAUCGACGAGAUCGGCGCCGCCAUUACUGAGCGCGAGGCUGCCACUUCAGAGCUGGAAGUAAUGUUCGCCGACCCGGAGCGAUUCGCGGACCGGAGCCAGUUGGAGGAUACCGGCGAGCGGUACCGGACGCUCAAGGAGGAGGAGCAGUCCCUGUGGGACGAAUGGGAGCGGCUGUCGCUGGAGGCGGAGGACGUGGACCGGACGUUGGUCGCGCUCAAAGCCAACUGA
Messenger RNA from Geodia barretti, 1986 nucleotides. The record is from the annotation of a GenBank genome assembly. NCBI's taxonomy places the organism in Eukaryota, Metazoa, Porifera, Demospongiae, Tetractinellida, Geodiidae.